Prorocentrum cordatum is the source of this 284-nucleotide messenger RNA. The record is from the annotation of a GenBank genome assembly. Lineage: Eukaryota; Dinophyceae; Prorocentrales; Prorocentraceae.
AUGAUAAUGGGCAGGAAGAAGAGUGCCAACGGUAUCGUGGGCGCCACUGCCAGACGCUUCGGCACCGGCGCGGCGUCCAAGCAGAGGCGGUCGCGGCGUGGCCGGGGCGGCAGGCCCCCGGCCGCGCCAAAGGCCGCGCCCAGGGAACCCGCGACCAGGCCGCCGAGGGCCGCCGUGGGGCUCGGCGCGGAGAUUUGCGGCCACAUCCUCGACCUGACCUACGCGGAGCCGGAUGGCGCCAGGACGUUCCGGGUGCGCGUCCUCAAGUUCGACCAAGUGAGAGG